UGCAACUGGUUGUAAGAGGACUUGCAUCACUGCCGUCUUAUGCCCAGUGUCACUUGGGCAGCGAGAGGGGGAGGAAGAAACUUUCAACCAGAAAAUGUUUAACUAUGUAGACUUCUAAACGUAUGAUAGCCUGUGUUAUAUAAACGAAAGACCAUUCAACUGUACGAACGUGACGAGACAGCUUAGUGGCUUACUUUUACCAGGAAAGCCAGUGUGAAGGAGUUGCUUGAAGUACAACCUCAACUUAGGUUGCAAGUCACGCUUCAACCUGCCCUUGCCGACAACACAAAGAUAAUACAUCUCUGAAGUAAAUAUAGUGAGAAUACACAAGCAAAAUGGGUUGGGUGAAGCCGCUGGGUCAAGACAGGUGGAGGUCAGCAGGUGGAAAGAGUACAUGUGGAACACGACGGGUAGAAGCACAUUAUUAGAUCAAAGGUUUAAUACCGACCAGCCUACUGCGCAGACGCGACGUCUGGCAAUAAAGAUACGCAGGCUCUACACCGAGAUUUGGACCGCCUACGGGCGCUGUCGCCUCUCUCCCAGCGUUGUCGUCGCUCUCAAACCAUGAAUCCACGCACGCCAUUAUUGCUUUCUCCCAGGGCAGGAGGGAAUAGCAGUACCAGUGGAGGACUCGGCACGUCAGUCAGCCAGGUUCCUUUAUUGGAUUCUCCCAAUAAAGCCCACGGCACUAAGUUACGUGCUCCUACAACUCCUGUCUCGUCAGUACAGUCUACUCGGGUAUUGCGAAAUAAUCCUUCCAGACCAACUAGAGUCAACACUGCUGUCUGCUCAUCACCUCGAAAAGCCUCAGCUCCUAGUAAACUUAUCAGUGUUCUAGGUGGGAGUCUUGAAAAUCUUCCCAGCACAGUGUCUGUCAGAAGAAAGACUUCAGCUCCAGCCAAAUCCUUGAUUUCAUCUAAUACUAAAAAGAGUUCAGUUGUAAUUACUUCAAGGUCAAGAAAGACAUCGUCAUCAUCAGCCUCUUCUGGCACUGCAAGUUCUCGGAUGUCAAAGGACCACGGUGGGGCUGGCAGCCACCACGGGUCUAAGGGCACGGCGACUACCCCUGCCGGAGAAAAAUCCAAGGACCACCCUGUCAAGGAGCAGCAUAAAGGGGCAUCGAAGAAAUCCUCUUCACCGGUGGCUCCUGACAUGCAACCUCUGCCCACCCUAAAAGAAGAAAAGAAGCAACAGUCAAUCAGCAAAUCCAACAAGAAAAUGGAGAGUAAGAACAGUAAUAAGGAGAACAUGGGGGUCCCGACCCCGGCUACCAGAACCCUGGUGCCUCCCCAGCCUCCAGACCUCCCCCAGCCUCAACUGCAGCCCACCUCGCCCACUUCCUCCACCUCUAGUGCAACUUCUUUCCCCGAGAAGGCGCAGCUGGAGAAGACUGUCUCCGACUUGGUUAAGAAUGCAGAAUCCAAGAAGCAAGAGAUCGCCGCUCUCAAGAUGGAAAUCAACAGACUUAAGGUAUGUGUCGCUUUCUCUGAUAAAUUAAGUUUAGACUUUUUUUUUUUGCCAUUAUUUAAAUUAUAUUUUUAUAUGGGUUUGAACCUAUGGAGUCUCCUUAAUGCUGGGUCAUCUACCAGGAGAGGCCUCGUCACAGGAAGUGCUACUGUACCCACAGGGUGUUUGCAUGACGAAGAACCCAGCAUAUCUUCGACAUAAGUGAUGGAGCUGUUU
Molecule: messenger RNA, 1683 nt
Organism: Cherax quadricarinatus
Lineage: Eukaryota; Metazoa; Arthropoda; Malacostraca; Decapoda; Parastacidae
Source: RefSeq, a predicted model, not a curated record